UCUAAUUUCUUAGAGUUGUGGUGAUCUUGGCUGUUACUUUUAAUAAGUAUUGAAAAAACCCUUCAGACAUAAGUGGUUUUGUAAUUGGUGUCACUUAAAAUGACUAACCAUGAGUAGAAAGCAGUAUAAUAUGUAUUAAAAUUUAUCCAUAAAAUAUAAACCAAUCGAGAGAACUUGUGAUCUCUGAAAUAUUAGAAGAGUAACUUUAGGGGGAAAUCUCCAGCAGAUUUCAGUUGCAGAAGUGGGGUAAGUCUGAUAUGGAAGAGUAGGGCAAGAGGUUAAGAGACUAUCGGAUGAUCUGUACCAGCUGUGUGCUUUGGAGCAGUAGGGGGAUCUGGGAUAUGACUAGGCAGUGCGAUGGCUGAGGGUCAGUGGCUCCACCAUUUAGUGGAUUACUGGUUGUUCCUAACCUCAGCAAAGCAGGUAUGCAGGAGCCUUAGGCUACAGUAGCCUUCACACUGCAAUAGAAGCUUGAGAGCCACUCUUUCUUUUACUAGUCUUUCUUUUGCCCUGCUUCAUUCUCAGCUAGCCCUCACCUGGAGACAUCAACAGGGUCACAACUCCAUCACUCCCCAGUUUUCAGACCUCUUUGGCUCAGGGAGCAGGAGACAUCUCCCUUGGCUAGUGUCAACCUUCAACCCUCUCUGGUCAUAGCUCUCUGGCCUGCGCAAGUUUUGUAGGUGACCACCCAACUGCCUUCCUGCUAUCAACAGCCUUAUCUGGGUCCACUGCAUAGCUUGGGAACUCUCUCUAAUCCCUCUUUCCGGGAUAUUGCCUCCCUCAUUCAGCUUAGCUUUGCUCUUCUCCUGAGUGCUCUCUCUAGAAUUUGGGUUCUAAACUCUUCCCUUUCGCUGUCACUUUUUUAAAACUUCCAGGGGCAACCCUGCCCUCCACAUCACACCAAAUUAGGGUACACAACUGGAUUUAAACUGGAGACGGGCCAGCUACCUUGUUAUACUAUUUCUUUCAGCAAAGAAAUUUUAUUCCAGAGUCAGGAUUUGCUGCAUAAAAGUUAAUGAGGUAGUAGUUCAGUUCAUUAAGGAAUCCUUACUAGUAUAGCUUUUUAUUUUAAUAAAUAGAAAGGAAUUUUAAGUAUUCCAUGACUAAAUCUCUUAAAUAAAUUUAUUCUAAGAAUGUGUGUAUGUAGAAGUGCAGUUAGAAGCAUAAAGCUUGCUAAAUCAAUAUCUCUUACCAAGGUCCACUGGUGAGUACUUAACUUCUUUCUGGCAAUAAUAGUCUCAGGUAUGAUACUUCUAACUUCCUGUUCAGAGUCUAAAGAAAACAUUUUGUCACCCUAAACUGAUACUUUUUUUAAUCAUAAAACUUAAGGUCUUGCCGAAUUUCAGGUCUACUGAUGGGCAGUCUUAGUGCCACAUAAAACUGUAAAUUUAGUUGUAUAAUAAACUUGAGUCCCCUUCUCUCACCUUGGUGAAUGUACAAGUGUGUGUGUAUUGCUGGCAUGGUCAAGAUAAGUCUUUGUUUGGAGUAAGACUAAUGCAGCUUGUGAUUUCAAAGGCAUCUGUAGCAAGAUAUAGAAAAGGUGGGUUGAUUUCACUCUCCCUGCACUUUAAAAGACCUGUAUGAUAUUUUACGAUAUGCCUUCUUCGACUUAAGAAAAAUUGUUAAAAUAAUGUUUCAAGUGCUUGACUGUGAAAACUAAAGUUAGGAAUUUGCAGUGACAGCUUUGGUCUGGCCAUGCAAUAUUUAAUCCGUUGCCAUGUAUGUCCAUCCUGUGCACUGAAUGAGGCAGGGGUACUGUGGGGAAAAAAUAGUAUGUGAUCAUAUCAUUAAAGAUGUUACAAUGAUGCAUAUGUCCAGGGCAGCAGAAAUAAAUUUGCAUGGACAGCUGUAUAUCUAGCGUUUUCUGACCUGAUUCUGCAGCCUAAAGAACAUUUUUAAUGCCCUUAUUUGAUCAGCAUGCUCCUUCCUGUACAUAUGAGCAAGUAUUGCCAUAGUUAAACAUUUAAACCCUUUUAUACUCUUGGUAUUCUAGUAAUUUGCUCAUCUCUUCCUUAUCCUUAAGUCCUGAUUACGUAGAUCUUGUCAGUACCAACUUGGGUUACAAAUGGUGUGGGUUUUUAUCAUGAACCGAAUGAGCUCCCAGUGCAGUUCCUCCACUCAGCGUAAGCGAAUGGCUCUUGGAAUUGUCAUUCUUCUACUUGUUGAUGUGAUAUGGGUUGCCUCCUCAGAACUCACUUCAUAUGUUUUUUCGAAGUACGAGAAGCCUUUUUUCAGUACCUUUGCAAAAACGUCCAUGUUUGUUCUAUACCUCUUGGGAUUUAUUGUUUGGAAACCAUGGAGGCAACAGUGUACACGUGGGUUUCGUGGAAGGCAUGCAGCUUUUUUUGCAGAUGCUGAAGGUUAUUUUGCUGCUUGUACAACAGAUAACACUGUAAACAGUUCUUUGAGUGAACCUUUGUAUGUUCCUGUAAAGUUUCAUGACUUACCAAGUGAAAAGAGUGGCAGUGCUAAUAGUGAUACUGAAAAAACUCCCAAAAAGCCUCGUGUAAGGUUCAGUAAUGUUAUGGAGAUUCGACAACUUCCAUCAAGCCAUGCAUUGGAAGCAAAGUUGUCUCGCAUGUCAUAUCCAACUGUUAAGGAGCAGGAAUCAAUAUUAAAAACUGUAGGGAAACUCACUGCAACUCAAGUAGCAAAAAUCAGCUUUUUCUUUUGCUUUGUGUGGUUUUUGGCAAACUUCUCUUAUCAAGAAGCACUCUUACAUGCACAAGUUGCCAUAGUUAAUAUCCUAUCUUCAACCUCUGGACUUUUUACCUUAAUCUUAGCUGCAGUGUUUCCAAGUAACAGUGGAGACCGGUUUACCCUUUCCAAAUUGUUAGCUGUCGUUUUAAGCAUUGGCGGUGUAGUACUUGUUAAUCUAUCUGAGUCUGAGAAAUCUCCAGGAAGAGGUACAAUAGGUUCCCUGUGGUCUCUUGCAGGAGCAAUGCUGUAUGCUGUCUAUAUAGUUAUGAUAAAAAGAAAAGUAGACCGAGAAGAUAAGCUUGAUAUACCAAUGUUCUUUGGUUUUGUAGGCCUCUUUAAUCUGCUGCUGCUAUGGCCAGGUUUCUUCCUACUUCAUUAUACUGGAUUCGAGGCCUUUGAGUUUCCCAAUAAAUUGGUAUUGAUGUGCAUUGUCAUUAAUGGCCUUAUUGGAACAGUUCUGUCAGAAUUCCUCUGGCUGUGGGGCUGCUUUCUUACCUCAUCACUGAUAGGCACACUUGCGCUAAGCCUUACAAUACCUCUGUCCAUAAUAGCUGACAUGUGCAUGCAGAAGGUGCAGUUUUCCUGGUUAUUUUUUGCAGGGGCAAUCCCUGUAUUUUUCUCAUUUUUCAUUGCAACUUUCUUAUGCCAUUAUAACAACUGGGAUCCAGUGAUGGUAGGAAUCAGAAGAAUUUUUGCCUUUAUCUGCAGAAAGCAUCGCAUUCAGAGAAUGCCAGAGGAAAGUGAGCAGUGUGAAAGCCUCAUCCCUAUGCAUAGUGUUUCUCAAGAAGGAGAAAACUGCUGUUCAUAGGCAAAAGUUUCAAGAUGGUUUCAUACUCAGCGAAGAGACAAUCUCCUGGAAAGUCCAUAAGGAACCAUAUUUCAGUGCCUAUUCUACAUUUGGAAAAAAAAGUUUCAGUUCUUUUGAAACUAAACUUUUAUUUUCCCAUAAUUGCCUGUCUUCAUCUGGUUCUAUCAACGAACAACUUCACUAUGUGCAUAUCACUACAACUAUAGGAAAUCCCAGUCCAUCUAAACAACCAACCUGCCUUAUAGAACUCAACUUGAAAUUACUUGAUAUAAUCAAGAAAGCAAAUGCUGGUCUGGUGAUUUAUUUUUUGUUUUCACAUUUUUGUUAAAUGCUGGACAACAAGUUGUUCAAAAAUUACUUUUAAAAUGAAUACUUUAAUUCUGCAGGUCGUUAUUUCUUACAGGCUUUCAGAUGAAAAAAGCUAAAUAUGUAGGUUACUUGUAAUAGGUACGGAUUAACAUUUUUGUAUAAAGUCUAUUUGAAUAUUAACACAUGAAAUUAGAAAAAAAUCUUAAUUUAUUAAAUAAGUACAUUUUUGCAACUGUUGGAGCAGGAUGUAUGCAAGUUUCCGGAACACUACAUAUAUUGCUUUAUCCCAUUUUAAAAAACCUUGUAAUAGGAAAGGGUGCUUUGUGUUUAAAAAUCUGUUCUGACCUAACAAUCUCAAACUUUUAAAGAAGUGUUAGUAUAAAAAGGUUAUGUAUUUUUAAAGGUGGUAAUUAUCAUAAAUUUGGCUGGACAAGCACUUGAUGUAAAAGUUCAUAAUUCAGAAUCAGUCUCUUUUUGAAAACUUAAUAGUCAAAAUUAUUUAAUAUGUAAAAUUGUAAAUAAUUCCAAGAUGCCAUGUGCACAGCUGCUUAUUUGAGGAAAAAAACAUCAAAUAGACUUCUAAAUUUUGUAGUUACUAUCUUAUCUCAACUCAAAUCUUCCAAGCAAUUUUAAAGCUAGAAAUAAUCAUGUUGACUUCAUUUUCCUAAGGAAAUUACUGUGUAAUGGCUAACUUUUUCACUGUGACCUGAGUAUUCUUCCCUACUGCAAUGCUGCUGUUCUGUUUGGUGCUGAAAGGUAACAAAUUAAUAAAUAUAUUCACAAGAA
Molecule: messenger RNA, 4603 nt
Organism: Mauremys reevesii (Reeves's turtle)
Lineage: Eukaryota; Metazoa; Chordata; Testudines; Geoemydidae
Gene: SLC35F5
Product: solute carrier family 35 member F5
Exons: 15
Coding region: 2066-3508 (480 amino acids)
Biological process (GO): regulation of peptide transport
Source: RefSeq, a predicted model, not a curated record